Lichtheimia ornata is the source of this 300-nucleotide messenger RNA. RefSeq lists its product as uncharacterized. The record is from RefSeq and is a predicted model, not a curated record. Bases 1 to 300 code for a protein of 99 amino acids. The transcript has a single exon. Lineage: Eukaryota; Fungi; Mucoromycota; Mucoromycetes; Mucorales; Lichtheimiaceae.
AUGUCAAUGCCUUUUACUAUUCCUCGAUUCGCUGGCUCUACUUUGGAGCCAUCCAGUGAACCCAUCAUCAUUUAUCCAGAACACAUGUUGCGUAAAGAAAACGAAUUUCAUACUCAAGUCCUGAUUGUACCUACUCGAUGCACACCUCCUCUCAAUCGAAGAAACAAGCCUGCACAUAUCAUCAUUCCACCCUACGAAAGGGUCUCCUUGCAAGACGACGACACUUAUUCUCCAUGGUCCUAUGAUUCAACUGCCAACAGCACAACUGAUCAAGAAUCAUCCUUCCCUCCAUUUCCCUAA